AUGGAGUUGAGCUCGGAGCCUGUGCUGGCCCCGCUGGAGAUGUCGCAGACGGCAAGCCAGGGCGGCGAGGCCACUCCCGGCGACGGCGACUACGAGAGUUUACCGCCUCAUGUCUCGGUGACGACGCACAUGACAGCGGGCGCAGUGGCUGGCGUCCUGGAGCACACGGUCAUGUACCCCGUGGACUCCGUCAAGACGAGAAUGCAGAGCCUGCAGCCGGACCCCAAUGCCCGAUAUAGAGGUGUGUACGAAGCCCUGAGAAGGAUCAUCCGUACAGAGGGUUUCUUCCGACCGCUAAGGGGCCUCAACAUUACCAUAAUGGGCGCCGGUCCCGCCCAUGCACUCUACUUCGCCUGCUAUGAACGGGUCAAGCACUCACUCAGCGACGUCAUUAAAAGCGGAGGAAACAGCCACCUGGCUAACGGUGUUGCAGGCAGUGUGGCCACUGUACUCCACGAUGCUGUCAUGAACCCUGCUGAAGUGGUGAAGCAGAGGAUGCAAAUGUACAAUUCUCCCUAUCGUGGACUUUGGGACUGCGUUCGCAUGGUGACGCGCACGGAGGGCGCAGGCGCCUUCUACCGCAGCUACAGCACGCAGCUGACCAUGAACAUCCCCUUCCAGGCCGUUCACUUCAUCACCUACGAGACCAUGCAAGAGUGGCUCAAUCCCCACAGACACUACCACCCCGGCACGCACAUCGUGUCCGGGGCGGCGGCCGGCGCCAUCUCGGCCGCUGUCACCACGCCGCUCGACGUGUGCAAAACUCUGCUCAACACGCAGGAGAACGUGGCGCUCAGCUCCGUGAACAUCAGCGGACAUUUGUCAGGGAUGGCUAACACUUUUAGGACAGUGUACAAGCUCGGCGGGUUGCCGGCUUUCUUCAAAGGAGUACAGGCUCGAGUGAUUUACCAGAUGCCUUCCACCGCCAUCGCCUGGUCCGUGUACGAGUUCUUCAAGUACUUCCUGACUCAGCAGGAGCACAACCAUUUUACUAAAAUACAACACCUGUAUGAAAUAUGUCAAUAUUGA
Molecule: messenger RNA, 1029 nt
Organism: Nerophis lumbriciformis (worm pipefish)
Lineage: Eukaryota; Metazoa; Chordata; Actinopteri; Syngnathiformes; Syngnathidae
Source: RefSeq, a predicted model, not a curated record